This is a messenger RNA of Procambarus clarkii (red swamp crayfish), 1054 nucleotides long. RefSeq lists its product as uncharacterized. NCBI's taxonomy places the organism in Eukaryota, Metazoa, Arthropoda, Malacostraca, Decapoda, Cambaridae. The record is from RefSeq and is a predicted model, not a curated record.
ACCUUCCCGCCCGCCCACCUGCCUACGAGGCUGCUCACCCACCCGCCUGUCAUCAAGAUGCAGCUACAGUAUACCCUGCGAAGGUACAAGCGAGGGCGGUUGCUGAGGGCGGUGUGGGUGGCGAGUGUGGGCGUCGUGGGCGUCACAUACAUUCUGAGUUCGGCUCUCUACACCUCGCAGCUUCUUCAGCUCUUGUGCGAGUCAGAGUGCACAAGGCAGGCGCUGGAGGGGUGUUGGAGCCCAGAGAGCAGGGUCCUGGUCAGCCACAUCCGUCGAGCCGUCCUGGACAAGAUGCAGACUCAGGUGGCCGAGCCCAUCACCCGCCAGGAGCUGGAUGACCCGCCCUGGCUGCACCUCGGGGGAUGGAUGUUUGCUGAGGCCGCCAUCCGCCAGGUCUUCACCCACAAGUGGAGGGGGGUGUUCGUGGAGGUGGGGGCGGGAUCAGGGGUGUUCAAGUCCCACACAGCGUGGUUGGAGACGGACCGUGGUUGGUCUGGGCUGCUGGUGGAGCCUCGCCCAGAAGCCUAUGCCCGCCUCAGGCUACGCAGGAAGGCGCUCGCUGCCCGGGCUUGUGUCUCCGACCUGCCCCAUACUAAGAAGGACGUGCUGUGGACACCUGGCCACACCGAGGACCUCCCCGACCUCUACAGGGACAUGGCCCUCUCUAAGUCCACCCUAGAAGCCUACGUGGCCCCGGAGGACAAGACGGGGACGGCGGGGCGGGCGGUGCAGUGCUUCACCCUGGACGCCCUGGCGGCGGCGGCUCUUGGCCUUCAUCGAACCAUCGACCUGGUGGUCCUGGACACCGCCGGCGGGGAGUACAUGGUCCUCAACACCCUCCAGCACCUCAACAUCUUGAGCCUGCUGAUCAAGUACAACACGGAGGUCGACUUCGACAUGAUCGUAGACGCUGCCAAAGGACUCAACCUUCACCAGCAGCACGCGGACGUCCUCCAAAACGAAAAAUAUAUCUUCUUCCUCAAUCCCAAUUCUGGGAUUAAUAUUACUCGAACCUAAAGCCCCUCCUCCCAAGGAGACUGUGGGUGGGGGUGAU